AUGAAUCAAGAUAGUACAGUUAUAAUAGAUAAUGGAUCUGGAUAUAUAAAGGCUGGAUUCUCAGGGAACAAUGCACCUCAAUCAGUGUUCCCAUCAGUGUUGUCAAAGGUGGCUGGUGUAGGAGGUACCAACUACUACUUUGGUGAGGACGCUGUUAACAUGGCCGGAAUGAUGCCAUUGACAUACCCAAUUCAACGUGGAGUGGUCAAUAACAACAACUGGGACGAUAUGACCAAGAUAUGGGAGCACACAUUCUCCACCGUCCUCAAUGUCCAACCAAGUGAUCGUAGAGUACUCCUGACAGAGGCGCCUCGCAACCCAAAGAUGAACCGCGAGAGGAUGGCCAAGAUCAUGUUUGAGACAUUCCAAACACAAGCCCUGUGCAUUGCUCCCACUGACUACCUGUCAUUGACAGCAUCUGGUCGUGACACAGCAAUCAUAAUCGAUUCAGGCUAUGGAGUCACCAACAUUGUGCCAUAUAUUGAUGGAGUGGCACUCAAGAACACCACUCAUCAUGCCAUGGGUGGACGUGAUGUUGACAACUACAUGAUCGAGCUCAUGUCUGAUUUUGGAACAUCACUACCAUCAGCCAACAAGAAUGUGAUUGCCAGCGCGAUCAAGGACAAGCUCGCAUACGCCACACAAGACUGUGAAGCAGACAUGAAGAAUCAGUCAAAGGAGGCGUACACACUACCAGAUGGAAUGGAGAUAAUGGUUGGUCCCGAGCGUUUCCUGUGUACCGAGGGAUUGUUUGAUCCAUCACUCUUUAGCAUGGUCCUCGCUGGCACGACUGGUAUCACUCAAGGACUGCUCAGCUGCAUCAACAAGGCCGAUAUAGAUGUCCGUGGCAGCCUGUGUGACAAUGUCAUUAUCUCUGGUGGCAUGAACAGACUGCGAGGUAUGACACAUCGCAUUGAAAAGGAGGUCAGCAAGGUAGCUCCACGUAUGAAGUUGCACAUUGAGAUUAAUCGCAAGGAAGCUGCAUGGGUGGGAGGCUCAAUCCUUGCUUCCAAAGCAUCAUUCCAAGAGAGCAAGUUCGUCACCAAGUCUCAAUACGAAGAACAUGGUCCAUCCAUUAUCCAUGAGAUUUGUAGAUUCUAG
This is a messenger RNA of Acytostelium subglobosum LB1, 1101 nucleotides long. RefSeq lists its product as hypothetical. Lineage: Eukaryota; Evosea; Eumycetozoa; Acytosteliales; Acytosteliaceae. The record is from RefSeq and is a predicted model, not a curated record. The coding region runs from base 1 to 1101 and encodes 366 amino acids. The transcript has a single exon.